This is a messenger RNA of Pediculus humanus corporis (human body louse), 3840 nucleotides long. RefSeq lists its product as uncharacterized. Gene Ontology annotation, biological process: regulation of transcription by RNA polymerase II. Gene Ontology annotation, cellular component: chromosome; icosahedral viral capsid. NCBI's taxonomy places the organism in Eukaryota, Metazoa, Arthropoda, Insecta, Psocodea, Pediculidae. The coding region runs from base 1 to 3840 and encodes 1279 amino acids. The transcript has 2 exons. The record is from RefSeq and is a predicted model, not a curated record. Gene Ontology annotation, molecular function: chromatin insulator sequence binding.
AUGGAGAAUACUAACACUAUUUGUCCAAUUUGUACCCUUUAUUUGAGGGAAGGAAUUAGUUUGCAAGCUCAUCUUGACACUCAUCCAAAAGAAAAAGUUAUUGAAGCUUUGCUUAAAAUAUCAAAUGGAGGAAAUGUUACAACGUCUAACUCUGCCACUACUCUGCCUUAUGAUGGCUCAAAUGCUUCACUUCAAACAUUUACAAAUUCACAUUCAUCCUUCUUAUCAAAUCCUUAUGUUAAUCCUCCACAGAGUCAAAUGACAACUGCAGUGACUUAUCAACAUUUUAUAAGUAGCAAUGGAUCAACUAUUUUACCACAGUAUAUUCAAGUUCCGUCAGUUAUUAAUUCCAACAACAAUUUACCAGUUAUGCCUAAUCAGGCGAUGAAUUUUAUUCCUAAUCAAACCGUUAAUUAUUCUCAAAAUAUAUAUAAUCCAAUGUAUAAUCCUUACAUACCUCACCCUUAUCCUUUCCAACCAUUUUAUUCAAACAACCUACCAACAUCUGCUUUGCCUCCAGAUGAUUCAUUCAUUCAAACAAAUAAUGUAAAUGAAAAUUCGUCUGCGCUAAAACAAAGCGGUCAGGUAAUGCCUAUUACUCAGUCGAGCACUGCCAAGAAAAAAACAACUUCAGUUGGUGCAACCAAGUCAAUAAGAAGAAGGAAAAUCUUGAAAAAAUCAGUUUUGAGAUUUUCCGGUCAGCAUAGAAAAAGAAGAAUUUUCAGAGCCAAAACAAAUGAUUCUUCAAGCUCUCUUUCAGUUAUCAAAUCUCCAUUAAAAGGAAAAUCAGGGGUUUCGAAUAAAUCUUCGUCUGCUACAUCGAAAAGAUCAGUGAUUAACCUACCCAUACCAAAGAUUACAUUAGGGAAUUCCAGUAAAAAUUCAAAUAUAAAAAUAAUGCCCAAACCUCCCAUAACUUUCAUUCCAGAAGAUACUAUAAAUACCCAAACAGAUUGUAAAACAUCGCCUUUGCAUCCUCCUUCUUUUUCAAAUAUUCCUUCCUCGAAUAAUUUUAUAAAAAAAGAAAAUGUCCAGUGUGAUUUUAGGUCUCGGUCAAUGUCAUCUGAAAUUAUUAACGAUACCUGCGACAAUAAUGAAGAAUUCGAUGAGGGAGUUCAUUUAAACUCUGUGAUUGUUGAAUCAAGUUCAUUGCAAAAUACCAAUACUGAAUUAAAAGACUGUCAAGACCUUGUGAAAAAUGUCGAGAGUGAGGCAUCUUGCAUUCAGCAAAUUAUGAAAAGUGUAAUUAUUAAUUUGGAAAGUGAAAAUGAUUUACCAGUUGAAAAUACUAAAGACCCCCUGAGCUUUGAAGAUGCAGAAGAAGAAGUCGAUGAUUCUGCCAACGAUAAACUUGUCGACAAUUAUAAUGAUUUCGAAUCGCAAGAAGUCAUGGAGGAAGUGAAUGAUGAUAAAAGGGUGGAAAAAGAAGAAGAAGAAAAUAUAUUUCAAAUAAUUGAAAUCGGUGAGGAAAGUAAAAUUAAAAUAUCUGAUGCAAAUUUAAACGAUUGUUUUUCUGAUGGGAUUUUCGACAAGAAUUUCGAAUGCAAUCAUCAGAGUAGUUCUGAGUUUACGACAAAUCAAAAAAUAAAUAUCGUUUCGAAUAAGAGUGUGAGUGAAAAUAAUAGAGAUCAAUCAUCUUAUUCUGAAUUUGUUUUAAGUUGCUCAUCGAAUUUACAAAAUAAACAUUGUGAAAAUGUGACUGAAAAUCGAGGAACCAUUGAAAAUAAUUUUUACUCGAACAACUAUUGUGAAAGUGUGAGCAUGAGUAACACUUCGAAUAUAAUUGAAAAACCUUCUGUCAAGUCGAAUGCUUUUCAUUCAGUUUCGUUUGGUGAUGCAUUGCCGGUUACUUACAAUGAUUUACAACCCGUUAACACGAGUAAAGUUUUUCAAAAUAUCGGUCUCAACGGUCCAAAUGUUAAUCUCGGCAAAAAUGCCAACGGUAACAAUUUGAGUGAACUGUUGAAAACGGAAAAUUCGAACGUUUUAGAAUCGGUUAUUCAUUUAGUCUCGGGUAAUAAUGAAACGAAAAAUGUCAUAGAUAUGAACGAGAAAUACGUUGCUUCCACGAGUCAAGCCAACGAAAAUCAUUUGGAUAUUUCGAACAUGUCGCCCAUAGGUUUGAACAUUCAAGCGGAUGAAUCCAUGCCCGCGCGGGGAGAAUUAUCCGAGCAAGAAAGUUUGGGCGCGGAGAAUUCGACGUGGAACUUGUUUCACAACGCGUACGCUAACGACACGAAAAUAUUACAGAUGUGGAGAAAUGCGGACAAUCCGCAAGUCAUAUCCGUGAUAGAAUGCAAGAAAAAUAAUAAUAAAAAAUUCAAAUGUUCCGUUUGCGGCGAGAUUUUCUCUUGCGCCAAAGAGCGGAGAGUGCAUAAAAACGCGGUUCACACGAACAAGGAGCAGACGACGCCGAAAAAAGUUAAAAAUUACGCUUGUAAUUAUUGCGAACAAGUAUUUCUUUCGAUUCGCGAUCGGAAAACUCACGUCGUCGAAAAUCAUUUUACCGAAUUGAAACAAAAGAAAAACACUAGCCAAAGCAUAAAGCAAGAAAAACCGGAACCGGAAACGAACGAUGGACCGUUGGAAAAACUCGAUGCAUCCGUUAAAAACGAAAUCGUUGGGGAAGGGGGAGAGAACGGCGUGAAACUUGAAAAUCCGUUACCCGCUCCCGAAUCCGAAUCUCCACGAGUCAAAUAUUGUUCUCAGUGUCGUUUACCGUGUCAAGGUAUAAAAAAACUUCGGGAGCACCAGAGGUUGGAACACGGUAAGGUACACUUCAAAUGCGAAACGUGUUCGCAGUGCUUCGACGAAGAGACGGAUUACAAUGACCACCUAUUGAUUCACCCUCUCGUGUGCGAUAAAUGCGGGAAAACGUUUCACAAGAAAGCCAAUUUGAAUUUGCACAUGAAGAGACACUUGGAAACGAGGCCGUACGAGUGUCCAUUUUGUCCCAAAUCAUUCAUAACCCGUCAAAAACUCGAAGAGCAUAAAAACGGUCACUCGGGCAAGAAACCGUUGAAAUGCGGGCUCUGUGAUAAAACGUUUAGCAGGCAUUCGAAUUUGAUACAGCAUAAAAAUUUGCAUCAUUUAAACGUUAAAAAAAAAAUCAAAGACUUCGUGUGCAGGUGCGGUGAAGUUUUUCACAGUCUGAGAAAACUCGAGUGGCACAAGGAAGUACACGAACCCAAUCCGAAACCGUGUCCGUUUUGCUCGCGGAAAUUCAUACACAGCGCGAGCGUGACGAGACACAUAAGGCGAGCACACAUGCCGGAUUAUUUGCCGGGAGACAACAGAGAAUACGACAACGUCAACUGUCCCGUUUGCGACAAGGUCUACCUCAGGUCAUCGUUGGCCGUUCACCUGAGAGUUCACAACGGCGAAAAACCCUUCCCGUGUAAAAUAUGCAACAAGAAAUUUUCGACCAAGUGGAACCUCGAACUUCACAAUUGGACUCAUCAAUCUCGGAACGACAUGCCGUUCAAGUGCGACACGUGCAAAAGCGCGUUCUUUCGCGAAUCCGAUUUCGUGUCUCAUUUGAACUCGCACAAGAAUCACAAACCGUACACGUGCAACGUGUGCGGUCAGAAAUUCAUAAGGAAGUACAGUUGUCUGAGACACCAGGAAGAGCACAAGAAGAGCAAGCAGUUUGUUUGCGCCGUGAGCGGGUGCGCAAAGAGUUUUCACAGGGGUUACUAUUUGAGAGACCACAUGAAAAUCCAUUCGGGCGUUCGACCGCACACGUGUCACAUAUGCGGAAAAGCGUCGAGCACGAAAUCGAAUCACAACAAACACGUUCGAAUACACGACACGAGAGAACCCAUAAACACGGAAAAUUAG